AAGGGGGCGACGGCGGUGGUGAACCCGGAAGCGGCGUGGCUGGGUCACGGCGGUGAUGAGGUUGCGGUGGGCGUUGGUGUGUGUGUGAGCGAGGAGUCGGGAGUUUUUGUUAUUCUGCUGUGUCCUCCUGCUCUUCCUCCCUCCCUGCCGUCACCAUGAUGGAGGAGAUAGACCGGUUCCAGGUGCCUGCUGUGCGCGCAGAGAUGCAACCACUGGAUCCAACAGCUGCAUCUAUUUCGGACAGAGAUUGUGAUACGAGAAAGGGAGAGACUGUAGCCAUGAACUAUAAGCCGCCCCCACUCCAAGUGAAAUUAGAGAAGCAGAGGGAGCUGGCUCGGAAGGGCUCCCUGAAGAACGGCAACAUGGGCAGCCCAGUUAAUCAGCAGCCCAAGAAGAACAACGUGAUGGCACGGACAAGGCUCGUCGUUCCCAAUAAGGGCUAUUCAUCAUUAGAUCAGAAUCCAGAUGAAAAGCCACUGGUAGCCCUGGAUACGGACAGUGAUGAUGACUUCGAUAUGUCCAGAUAUUCCUCCUCGGGAUACUCAUCAGCUGAGCAGAUCAACCAAGACUUGAACAUCCAGCUGCUAAAGGAUGGGUACCGGUUAGAUGAGAUCCCAGAUGACGAGGACCUCGACCUAAUCCCCCCUAAAUCGGUCAACCCUACCUGCAUGUGCUGCCAAGCCACCUCCUCCACCGCCUGUCACAUCCAGUAGUGAGGCCGGCAGGCUGUGAUCAGUGCUUUCCACUAUAACUAUAAAACUUAACCACCAUUGCUUCCUCCUAUGGUAGGAUGUGCACCUCUUUGUGUUCAUGGAGCCAGGAGAAACCAAAAAAUUCAUUUUAUGAUUGGUUGAUAAGUUAUUUUAAACUAUGAUUAAAGAAAAGAGUUAAACUCAAAGUGCUAGGCAGUGCCUGGCAGAACUGACUGGUCCGGAGAGUGGAUGCAGAAUGGCUCAGAGAUACUUCUGGGUUUGUGUAGGCACCAGAGAUGUUUUGUAAGGUGUCAGUUCCAGAAUGGGAAGGAUCAGAUGGGGCUGCAGUUAAUCUUACCCUCUAAAAACAAUCCAUUUGCAAGAUCAGGGGUGUCUGAGGUGUCGGGGGGAGUUUACCUGAGGUCAGUUCAUAAUAGUUCACUAAGCCUCAUUUGCCUGUGUAACCAAAAUUACACCAUGAUCAGGGCACAGGAAUGGCAACAGAGCAGGGCAUCCUUUCUUAUGGCAAGUCUAGGCAGGAUCAACAUGACACAAUUCAUUCACUUGCAAAGAGAGCAAGAUGGUGGCAUUUCUCUGUGAGUCAGUAGUAGCUGGAGCUGCUGUGUCACAUACCC
Anas platyrhynchos (mallard) is the source of this 1327-nucleotide messenger RNA. Lineage: Eukaryota; Metazoa; Chordata; Aves; Anseriformes; Anatidae. The record is from RefSeq and is a predicted model, not a curated record.